This is a messenger RNA of Aaosphaeria arxii CBS 175.79, 2071 nucleotides long. Its product is annotated as FAD/FMN-containing isoamyl alcohol oxidase-like protein MreA. The transcript has 4 exons. Gene Ontology annotation, molecular function: oxidoreductase activity; FAD binding. The record is from RefSeq and is a predicted model, not a curated record. The coding region runs from base 1 to 1920 and encodes 639 amino acids. Lineage: Eukaryota; Fungi; Ascomycota; Dothideomycetes; Pleosporales.
AUGUUUCAACUAUCUUCAGUCUUUUUCGUGCUGCUCCUGGCUUCACAGCAUGUCACUGCAAUCAACUUCCCCUACGAACGCACCACACUGAAGGAUUCCGACAUCGGAAACAACUCGGACAUAGCAUUUGGUGAUCCAAAAAAACCUGUUAGCAAAGCGAGAUGUCGAGUCUAUCCUGGAGAUGCGGACUGGCCUUCGAAUGCGAAGUGGGAUAGAUUCAACGCCACUCUUGGAGGAGCACUGAUCAGGGGAAUUCCACCUUCCGCAGCUUGCUACCAAGGCCCGUAUUAUAAUCCUACCAAAUGUAACGAAGCUAGACGAGGCUUGUCCAGCUCUCUGUAUACUGGUGAUGACCCUGUCGUACCAAACGCACCAUGGCAGCUGGGUAAUCCAUGCCCGAUCCCACCUGUGGGUUUGAACGAAACAACGCCAAUCUACAAUUGCAAUAUAACUGCAUAUCCAGCGUACGUGGUGAACGUAACGACAGUCAAGCAUAUUCAACAGGCAGUCAACUUUGCACGCAACAACAAUCUUCGUAUCACCAUCAAGAACACUGGCCACGAUUGGCUCGGGCGAAGUACUGGUGGAGGCGCUCUCCAGAUCUGGACACGUCACCUGACUGACUUCGAAUAUCUUCCUUCUGUGACGGUUGGAAGAUAUCGAGGACGAGCAGCGAGAGUCGGCGUCGCCCUUGAGCAGUACAUGCAUUAUCCCCACAUGGUCGCGAACAAUAUUACGAUGUUAACUCCAGGAUCGUCAACGGUCGGUGCCUACGGAGGGUUCAUGCAAGGAGGCGGUUUUGGUUAUGUUACGUCUAAAUAUGGUCUCAUGGCUGACCAAGUGCUAUCGUUCGAGGUCGUGACAGCAGAUGGAAGGUUUGUCCAUGCUGGCCACGAUGAGAACAAGGACUUAUUCUGGGCGAUUCGUGGUGGUGGUCCUGGAAACUUUGGCAUAGUAACUUCAGCGCUGGUGAAGGCGUACGAUCCGGCUCCUGUAUCAGAAGUCCUGUUCAACCUGCAAACAAACCCCGUGGUAGGAAAUUCGUCAAACACAUUCCAGGUACCGGACAAAGAGUUAUUCUGGAGAGCUGUCAAGAUCUACUUCGCUCAACUCCCUCGAAUGGCAGACGUAGGUGGUAAUGGCUGGAAUAACCUCACCCCUGGACGUUCUGGUGGAAGUAACCAGACCCAGACGCUACAGCUGACGGGUCGUUAUACGCUGCCUGGUUUCAAGUUAGCUGACGCAAGGGCUUUCUUCGCUCCAGUCUUCCGCGAGCUGAGAGAGGCAGGUGUCAAAAUAACCCCCGUGGAGCCGACGUUCUAUGAGACGUAUGCCAAGUACAUCUUUCGACCACAAGGACCAGGAGAGAGCGCCGGCGGAGGUCGGUUCGGUUCGCGGCUCAUCCCACGCGAGAAUCUCGAGGACAUUGAUUCCAAAGUGUUCAACGAUACUAUUGGCUCCUUCCGCACUCUGGUCGAAGAGGGCGGUUAUCCAUUCCACUCAGUCGACUUUACGCCUACCGAGGAAGUCGCAGGAUGGCCCGGAGCAGAUAACGCAGUAAAUCCCGCCCUUCGCAAUGCCAUCAUGCAUGUUACGAGCUACGAUACCGGAUCGUAUGGCCCAGAGGCCUCACCCGCUCAACAGAUUGCGAGUCACGCCCGUCACACAUCAUACAUACAGAAGAUCAGGGAUGUGACGCCAGGCAGUGGAGCAUACAUGAAUGAGGUUGACACUGAAGAACCGAAUUUUCAACAGAGCCUUUACGGCGACAAUUGGGAGCGUUUGUCGGACAUUAAGGUGAAUAGAGAUCCGUGGAGUAUUUUCUAUGCCGUUACGAUGGUUGGUAGUCAGAAUUGGAAGGUCGAGGGCACACAAGGCCUACCGACGCAACAGGGGAGGCUCUGCAGAGUCGCGGCGUGAGAAACCUUUCUUGACAGCUGGGGCAGGUUCGCUUUUAGUCUUUGACAGCUUGGAAGAGGUCGAACGAGCGCAUCCAUGUUACAAGUUAUCUAGACGCGUUUGGCGCUGGCGAUAGUGCAGGGACAUACAUAUCCAAUUCAUUUGCGCCUAG